AUGUUGUCCAGCUUCAUCCAUGUCGCUGGCUGGUCUCAGCACCAUCAGCCCUCCUCGCGGCCGUCAUCAGGCCGCUCCUUUGGUCAUCUCCGCUCCCUCUCCUCCGUCGCCCAUACUACCUCGGUGUCAUCCCCCCCUUCGCCCAGCCCCCCCAAGACGGGUCCGUUCCCCAAGUCGUCGUCGACGUCGCAGCUGCCAGUGGCCUCGCUCAAGGCGUCCCUCUCGGCGCCCAUCCUCGGGGGCAGCGAUGAGAUGAGCACCUUGCCCGACCCGCGGAGACGCGUUUCCGACUCGGCCGGCGAUGACGGACGCUCCAACUCGAUCCCGACCCAGCACCCCGACCUAACCGACGAGGUGGCAACCCUGAGCACCAAGCUCAUCAACGCCAUCAACCACCAGACCGUCCUCGACGAUACCUUGUCCGCGACUCGGCACGAGCUGCAAUCCGCCCGCGACCGCAUACGCGAGCUUGAGCGCCGCAACCAGUCGCAGCGGGACAUGAUGGCGGGCGAUGUCUGGGUCCGCAAAUCGAGCCUCGAUCACGAACGGAAAGCCAUGCUGGCGGACAAGAAGCUCAUCCAGGCACGACUCGCCGAGGAGACGGCCAAGCGGCUGGAUGUCGAGAAGGAAAAGAAGAAGAUUGAACAAGAGCUCGAGAACUUGACAGCCGCACUCUUCGAGGAGGCCAACAAGAUGGUCAUUGGGGCCAAGGAGGAGGCGCAGGUCCAGCACGAAGCGCUGCAGCGAAGAAACGACCAACUCAAGGCGCAGCUCACGGACUCGGAGAGCUUGCUCAAGUCACAGCAGGAACAGUUGUCCGAGCUCAAACAAGUCUUGGAGAAUAUGGCCACGGAGCGCGACGACUUGACGACGGGUACGACGGCGCCGCCUUCCCCCGGGGCGCCUCGCUUCGACGCUGCAGAGGCCGUCGCCGCUGCUUUCCCGCCACCCGCCGACGCCUCCUCCGCCGACAGCAACGCCCCGUGUCCCCCCAUGAGCCUGCAGCACCUCCUCCAGCCCGUGCUGCGCGUCGAUCUGGGCUCAUUCGAGGACUUCAUGACCCUAGCCCACCUGUCACACCAGCGGCGUGGGAGUCGCAUCUCCUCGGGCUCCAUGGGCGGGCUGGCGUCUUCGACCCUUGGCCUCGGCGGCGGCGGCGGCACCACCUUUAGCGCCCACCAAAACGCAUCGACAGCCUCGUUGAGCACCGCAACAGCGAGCAGCAGCGCUCCCCAGUCGCCCAACACGCCCGCGUCCACAGCCAGCAUGGGCUCCACCAGUCUCGGGGGUGCCCCGAUACCAAACCUCAAGGACACCAAAUUUUACAAGCGCGUCCUGUCCGAGGACAUUGAGCCCACACUCCGCCUGGACACGGCACCGGGGCUAUCGUGGCUCGCGCGAAGAUCCGUGUUGGCGGCGAUUGCCGACGGCUCGCUGGUGGUGGAGCCCGUGCCGCAGGUUGCCACGACCUACGUCGCCGCCAGACCCCAGUACUACCCGUGCUCGUUGUGUGGAGAGGCGAGGAAAGACGAGGAACACCUGCGCAGGCAUCGAUUCCGUACGAGCGAGGCGGAGUCGGCGCAGCGCUACCCGCUGUGCAACUACUGCCUGGCACGCGUCCGCUCCACGUGUGACUUCCUGGGCUUCCUGCGCAUGGUUCGGGACGGCCAUUGGAAGACGGAUGACGAGAAUCACGAGAAGGCAGCCUGGGAGGAGUGUGUCAAGCUGCGCGAGCACAUGUUUUGGGCCCGCAUCGGUGGCGGCGUCGUCCCAACCGCCCAAGCAGGGGUGCCAUCUGCGGCUGCCACGACGGCUGCGGCAGCGGCUGAUAAGGAGUCACGGCGCAGCGAAGAACGCGCCGGGCCUUUGCCGGUUUCUGGGAUUACUCUCUCGUCGGACGAGCGCGCGAGCGCCGCCAGGCCCCAGGACGGGCAAAACGAAACGACGCCUGAUGCUGACGCUGCCUCCACGCAUGGCGCGGAGCCCAAGGAGCCCCGGACCCCACCCGAGCAGACGGAUGGCAACACAAGCGACGACGACAAGUCGACGCACCCGCAUGAAUCGACCAACGACGCACCGCAGCAGCCUGCGACGCCGUCCGUUGCAGACUGA
Messenger RNA from Purpureocillium lilacinum, 2112 nucleotides. Its product is annotated as rab guanine nucleotide exchange factor S2. Lineage: Eukaryota; Fungi; Ascomycota; Sordariomycetes; Hypocreales; Ophiocordycipitaceae. Gene Ontology annotation, biological process: exocytosis. Gene Ontology annotation, cellular component: cell tip; Golgi to plasma membrane transport vesicle. The record is from RefSeq and is a predicted model, not a curated record. Gene Ontology annotation, molecular function: guanyl-nucleotide exchange factor activity.